AUGUCGGAAGUAAAGCAAUCAGCCUAUGGACAAUUGGGGCUCUUCGCUACCAAAGCAUUCAAAGCUGGAGAUGAAAUACUCGCAGAGUCGCCUGCAGUCGUUUUGGCCUCAACAGCGGCAGGAAAACAACAGAAAACCGAGGCAUCCAUCAAGAAGUCUUUGGAAUCCAUCGAUGUUGACCUUCACGGAACAUUUCGUUCCAUGAUUACCGCCGGGACGAGUUGGAUUGAAAAUUCGAAAAAUGAAAAGACAGCGAUUCUUGACUUGUACUCUCCUACUGCAGAAUCGUCAUCCAAAAUCGAGGAUAGAAUACGAACUGUCGCUAAAGAAGCUCUCCAAUUUCUACAGAAGAGCACAGACAGCACGGUGGAUUGGGACAAAGUUGAAAAGGCCAUGCUUGUUUGGGCUUGCAAUUCAUUCCAGGGUGGUCGGAUUUAUCUCAAGAUAUCAAGGGCGAAUCAUUCGUGUGAUCCAAACUCUAUCAUUCAAGCUAAAGGAGAAGGUCAAAAGAUGCUGGCAGCAACAGACAUUGCCGUGGGGGACGAGAUAACUAUCUCAUAUUUGGGGUCCAUGCUGUAUACGGAAACUGGAGUAAGGAGAGAAAAGUUGAAACGAACAAAAUUCUUUCACUGCGAGUGCACACGUUGCGUGGGAGAGGAUGUCGCUGCCAGAGUCCCUUGUCCUUCGGAACAUCCACGACAAGCUCAACAAUCACUGAAUGAGGAUGAACAGUACGACGAUGAUCAGACUGUGAAGUAUAUCUGUGCUUCCAGUGAAAGUUCGGCUCUGGAAAAAUUUGAGAAAUUGAAAAAAUCCAUGUCGGUAGUUACGUCAAGAGUGUUAGCUCUCCUGGAAGAACAAGAGUCGGCCAAAGACAAGAAACCUAAUGACGAUUCCGAUGAUGAGGAAAUUUUGGAAGAGCAUUUGAGUCUGGCAAGAGCUGUCAUGGGAGACAAACAUUGGACCACCAAUCUUCUCCUUUUGCUUCUUUUGCAUCGUCGUCUUUCUCAGAUGUCGUCGACCAUGUUGACCACCCAACAAAUACCAGAAAUGGAAGAUGUCGCCGAAACUAUUGACAACUUACAACGGCUCCAUCGUUAUGUCGAAUCCUUAAGGUUGAAGCUGCAUCCUGGGCAUAUUCUAGGUGAUGUGAUUAUCGGGACAGCACGAACCUUGGUAUCUCUUGGCGACAUGAAGAGUCAAAAGUUUGGUGCAGAGUGGCUUGAGAAGAUCUCUGAUUAUGUGGACAAAUUCGAAUCUGAAGGCCGACAAAAGGUGGUCAAUGUCUUGAGUGUUGCGUGGAAGAAGCAUGAUCGAGAUAGUUCAGACGAUGGCAAGAAAGCGAAAAAGCUCAAGUCUUAG
Cylindrotheca closterium is the source of this 1362-nucleotide messenger RNA. NCBI's taxonomy places the organism in Eukaryota, Bacillariophyta, Bacillariophyceae, Bacillariales, Bacillariaceae. The record is from the annotation of a GenBank genome assembly.